This is a messenger RNA of Limulus polyphemus (Atlantic horseshoe crab), 4809 nucleotides long. RefSeq names its product protein vein-like. Gene Ontology annotation, molecular function: signaling receptor binding. Lineage: Eukaryota; Metazoa; Arthropoda; Merostomata; Xiphosura; Limulidae. The record is from RefSeq and is a predicted model, not a curated record. Gene Ontology annotation, biological process: nervous system development; animal organ development; intracellular signal transduction. The coding region runs from base 274 to 1389 and encodes 371 amino acids. The transcript has 10 exons.
CAGGUAUUCUCGUCGUGGCGGCACGGGUGGAUGCUGACGUACAGUAGAGGCGGUAAAAUUGAGAAGUGCGAAUUUUCAAGCUCUUCCUCUGUCUGCUGAAACCAUUUUUUAAAGUCAAGUUCAACGCGCAUGACGUGCAUGCGAGCCACGAGGACUUUCCCGAAAGCAUGACAAGCCUAGUAACAUUUGAAGCAUGUCUGCGCCGAGGUUGUGGUGCAGUCCUCCAUAUGUGUUCUCACUCUCCUCCAAGUUCAACGUGUUAAGGGCAUAACUAUGAGGACCUGUCUCGUCAGCUGGUUAGUGUUGACCUUUCUGAUAGCCUGGUGCAGAUGGACAGCAGCCAGGACGUGCUUAGAUGACCAUUUGGACGCUGCUUCCAAAGCACAUCUUGCUCCCAUCGUAUUUCAGGGUCGCCUUGUAAAAGUUUCUUCUGUCGAUAAAGUUGCACAGUUUCGUGUCAAGAGACUAUACAAGAGCGACGCAAAUGUAGCCCUGCAGCAAAAAAAUGUGGUGUUUCUGAAAUUCCUGAAUGAGAACUAUUGCGUUGACACUUUUAGGGAAAAGGAACUGAAGCAGAAAAAUAAAUACAUUGUUUUUGCAGCAACGCAAAAGUCGGCGCAGCCCGGAAACCCCGGGAACCAAAGUUUAGUGGCCGUCGCUAGGCCGUUACGGAAGAAUCGAAAAAUUCACCGAACAGUGAGGAAAGUAUUGUGCCAGGGUUGUGCCAAGCCACCAUCUACCAGAAUACGUCAUGCUAAAGUGAUCACUCAGGGGAAUGCCGAAAUCAAGUUAAGGUGUAUUAUCCGAGGAAACCCACAGCCCAAAGUACAAUGGUAUAGAAAUAAAAUACUCAUCAGAGAAAAUAAGAGGAUUAAAAUAAAAACGAGAAGACGAAAGUCGGUGUUAAUUAUCAAACGAGUUCGACGACGUGAUGGCGGCCAGUAUCAGUGCCGAGCAUCCAAUAUUUUGUCUCCGCCAUCUGUCAGUGAGACUGAGAUUAUUGUCCAAUCAAAAAGACACAAAAAUCGUGUAAUAGAGUCUCCACACUGGCAAUUCAAAGGACGACCUUGUGAUGUCCGGUCCUACUGCCUGAAUGGAGGGAACUGUACCAUGAUCGAGUCUCUGCAGGAGCGGGUGUGUGAAUGUGCCGAUGGGUAUAAAGGUCUUCGGUGCGAGCACAAAGACACGACGCAUACAUUUGAUACGCUCGCAAGAUCCUCUUCGCAUUCUUCUCCAUCCAAUAAGGGAAAUCCAAGAUCUGGAUCAGUCAGUUCUGUAGCAUCACGUCGAAGAAAAAUUCGAAGGAAAUCGCAAAAAACAGUUGCGCCACCUGACUCAGUGGACAUCGUCGCAACUACAAAAGUUCUGGAGGCAUUUUGGGGGAAAUAGAGUACUUGGAGAGGAAGUAUCAGUAUCGCAUUAUUGUCAACACUUUGUCUAUGGUCAUUUAGUGUCUGUUUUUUACUUGUACUUGGACUACUUCACACAAAAUACAUCUUAUGUUCGAUAAACUACAACACAAAAGCCAAGUUCAUAUACACAGGUCAUUUUAUCACUGGAAAAUCUUCAUUCUGUAUUGGAAGCUGGCAUUUAAUCAGCACAUCUGAAGACUUGAUAUAUCAAACAAAGGAACUCGAGUUGGCGGGAAAGCUGAACAUCAAUUACCAAGACUCCGCUGAAUAGUUUCAUCUUGCAAACUAAACUAGGAGCUGGUCUCGCUUGUUAGUGUUAAGAAACUUAACCAUCUAUCUUAACAGCAAAUAUCUACCGUAUAAAUACAAACCAACAUUUUAACAAAAAAGCAGUGUUUAGAAGUAUCAUUAGUUUAGAGGCAACGUGCAAAAAUAUUUCUAACCAUAAAAUAAAAGCUUUUAUUUAAAAGUUAUUUAAUUUUUCACAGACCCCUAAUAAUGCCUAAACACCGGAAAAAUAUUUUUAUUUAUCAAAGGUUAAUGCGGUGAAAGUCCAUAACGUAGUUAUAAUUGUGUUUUUGCUGUGGUAAAGUAACAUAUUCUGACUCAAAAAGAAUAUGCUGCUCGGUUCACAGCUUCUAAUCGCUGCUGUUUUUGUGUGAAGUGGUUCUCUGCAGACAAAUAAUGGUUGUAUAAUAUUUAAGAACAAUGGCAACACGCUAUGUCUGACCAGUCAUCGUCUCAAGAGAAGGUAGCUGUCAAACUGGGAUGUCUUCAAAUUUAUAUAAACUUCUAACAAAAUCUAAAAACUGUAAUUUAUUUAGUUUUGUGGGAUGCCGAUACUCCUCUCCAAACAAGAUGUAGUAACUAGACAUCAUUUUGUAAGGCUUGGUGAAAGAAAUCAACAUGGGAAGUAAUGGAACAUUUCUCCAGUUUAUUUGAAUAUAAUGAAUGAGACACUAUUUGUAAAUAAACCAAUCUUCUGGUUCAGUCACCUCAAGAGUUUGCAGGGAUUAUGGAGAUUUAUUACGAUGGGGAUCAAAUGAUUUGUCACAAACAAGUUCAGCUUGCUUGUGUUCAGCAGAUUUUAGACAAGUAUAUGUACGGUUCACGAUGAUUGAAGCAAUUGAAAUUCGAUUUUUUGCCACGUGGUCCCCUCUAAUUGUGGUAGUAGUAGAAAAUCUAAAAUACUUUGUUCAUGUUACACAGCUAGAGUAAGUAAAACAAUAAUUUUUAUAAUCGACACUUUAAAAAUGUUACCUGUGCUAUUAGUUAAGUCCAACAUGAAUUUAGUGCAAGAAACGACUAAUAGUUACUCUAGGGGAAAAGCAUGACUCUUUAAUGGCUGUGCGUCUUGGAAAAUUGAAAGGUAGACAUGGUUUUCUGAAUUUGAAAUUUCUGAAAAUUUCAUAUUGGCUAAACAAUUAGUUAUAUAGUCCGCUAAAGCUAUGUGUUGGUGAUCAAUAGAUCCUAGAUAAAGUACUGGUGCUAAACAGAUCCUGGUUUAAUUGUUGGUGCGACACAUACUAAUUGUUAAAACUAAUGCUAGUAAAUAUCUAUGAUUGUUUUUAGCAUUAGGUAGAAAAUAAAAAUAGGCUACUAGUGCUAGUAAACCCCAAGAUAAGCUGUUUUGCCAAAUCUAGAAAUUCUGCUGUAUUUAUGUAAAAUAUCUUUUUCAAUAAAUGCAUUUAAUAGUUUAAUUUUACGAGCCUUGAGAAAUAGCUAGUGUUAAAAAUCUACCAUUUGUCAUAUCAUAAUAAUAAUAAUAAAAAGGUGUAUUGUUAAUACUAACAUAGUUAAGGAUAUACAUGUAUCUAGCAGUAGAUACAUCUAUGGUACGGUGUUACUUAUAAGUCUUUGAUCAGACUUAAGGUAUCCUUUACUGGUAACAAGAGAUAAAACUUGUAAUAUUCUAUAAGAGUAAGAUAAAUUGAUAGCACUAGACAAAUCCUGUAUACAUUGUAAAUAUGGAUAGAACCAGGAUUUUCUGGUAUUGGUAGAUUCAGAAUAUAUUGUUAGUGCUAAGUGAAUCCUGGAAACAGUAUCCAUACAGUUCUAUGUAUUCAAUAUUGUACACUGAUGGUAAAACAAUGUACCCGUAAAGCGUGUAUAAAUAAACUAUAAUUCUAUCAUAGGUUCCUACAUCCGGAAAAUUCAUGCUGUGUGAUAUUUCUAAAUAUAACGACAUCAAUGAUUAACACUUGAAAUAUAGGAAUAUGGCUCUCGAGCUUGGUUGCAAUUACAAUAGUAAAACUAGCUUGCUUCAUACAAAAUUCAUGCUGUGUGAUAUUUCUAAAUAUAACGACAUCAAUGAUUAACACUUGAAAUAUAGGAAUAUGGCUCUCGAGCUUGGUUGCAAUUACAAUAGUAAAACUAGCUUGCUUCAUACAAAAUCAAUUUAUUGAAGUCGGCUAUAAGUUGAAUGGAUUUUAAAUCCCCUUUCAAAUUUGCCUUGGAUGUUUUACAAUCCACCUACUUUAAUCUGAAGAAUCCAUGAAAUUAACCUAAGUUUCCACAGUUAUUUUAGAACUUCACAGCGAGAAAGGAGAUUCUACAAAAAUCUUACAAUGUAUGUAUGUACAGAGAAUGGCUGAGAGAAGUCUAAAAAGUUUGUUGAAUUGUUUUAUAGCCUGCUUGCCAAAACAUGAAUGAAUGUUUUUCAUCUUUUCCAACCCACCGGAAACUUGUGUGUAUUUGUUGGUCAACUCUCAUUACAAUCUACUAACUUUACAGUAAACAUCAUAUUCUUUUAUGCCAUUACUUAUCUUAAAUAACAAACACUAGUUACAAUUGUGGGGCCAUCUUCUUAUUUUAUUUAAUCUCUCUUAUGAAUCCAUAAUAUUUUUUUCAUUCUCCAUUUAAAAAGUUAUUACCACAAAUAUAAUGUGUAGUUGCUUGAAUUUGUGUAAAUAGUGACAGUGAUAAACUAUACCAAAAUAUAAGGAGCUGUACAUUUGCACCCUAAAUGGUAGUUGUAAAUUGUGUUUUAAAUGGAAGUUGAUGAGGUAAACUUGAUCCAAAGGUCUUUUAUUCUCAGCUGAUCUAAUAUAUAAUUAUGUUGUUGUGUUUAAGUUAUUAAUGUUCAAGAUAUUGAUGUUAUAUGUAGUUUCUGCAUUUCCACAACUUUACACAGGUUCUUUUACAUUUCUAAACUAAUCUGUUAACUAGAUCUGAAAUAUAACACUUUCAAAAUUUAUUUUUCAUAUUUUCAUCUUACGGAUGGUAUUUAACUUUUUUACUUUUGCUCUUACAUUUCAAGGAUUGUUUAUAAUAGCCCCCAAAAUAAUUACCUUCGGGAAAAAAUAUCAAAUUACAUGUAAUCUUUUAUUAUACUUUGUAUGAAAGUUUCUGUUAGUACUUGGUAAUGUUCUUUCUAGGUUUAAUGAUCAUAUUGUGU